Molecule: messenger RNA, 2200 nt
Organism: Helianthus annuus (common sunflower)
Lineage: Eukaryota; Viridiplantae; Streptophyta; Magnoliopsida; Asterales; Asteraceae
Product: increased DNA methylation 1
Exons: 2
Coding region: 199-2181 (660 amino acids)
Biological process (GO): negative regulation of DNA-templated transcription
Molecular function (GO): transcription corepressor activity; acyltransferase activity, transferring groups other than amino-acyl groups
Source: RefSeq, a predicted model, not a curated record
GUAAUCCGUAAUCACCAAAUUACUAGGGGUCUAUUCUGCCACAUAGAAAGACGUUCAGGGGUUAAUGUGAACUUGCUACAACUUAAAUAUCUAUUAGUAUCUUCAUACCCUAAAAACCCUAAUCGUAUCCCGAGAGUCAUAAUUUAGCCUAUCAUCAAUUCCAUCUCUUUGAAUCUGCAUCUUCAAUCUCCAUCUUCAAUGGAGUAUGUGAAAUACCAACCGGAACACAACCCAGAAGCCAUAAUCAGUUACUGUUCACAUGGCGCUAAAUCAGGCAGAAGCAAUAAUCCAGAUGUUAAAGAUUUGAUAUUAAAGGCGAAAAAACAUCUAUCUUCAAUCGGCUGGUUGUUCUUCUACACUUAUAAGAUUAAUCCGGACCGUCGAGAACUGCGGUAUCGAUCUCCUGCAGGUAGAUCAUAUUGUUCCCUCCGAACAGCAUGUCAGUCUGUUCUUGACCACCAAGGUCAGUACAUUCAUGUUCUUGAAAACCCUAAAGAACCAGAUAAAAAACUGGAGAAAAAAGAUGAUUCUUGGACUGAUAAUCGACCCGGGAAGAAGAUUCGAAUGGAGGAUGUUGAAAGUUUAUAUCUUCAACAAGAAAGAGACCAAUCAGUUGUGAAUAAUGUUGUUGAAAACAUAAAGAUUGAUGAUGCUAGGGUUCAAGAUUUGGAAAGAUUUAAGGAAUCUGGUUGUUCGAAAGUCGAAAAACCUAAAGAAGGAGAAGGCAAACCAGAGAAAAGCGAUGAUGAUUCGGUGAGUAAUAAUCGACCGAAGAAAAAGAUUCGAAUGGAAGAUGUUGAAACUUCAUAUCUGCAACAACAAAGAGACCAAUAUCUUGUUGGAAAGAAGAGAAUUGCGGGUACUAGGGUUCAAGAUUUGAAAAGAUUAAUGAAAGCCGGUGAGAAAAAGAAUGAUUUGAAGCCCAAGAAACUUAUUCGAAAGGUGGAGAGUUCAUCGUCUACCCGUAGUAGGAGGUGUGUGCUUUCGUUGCUAAUCGAGUAUAACAUUUUGUCGAGGGGCGCAAGAGUGUCGUAUUGUAAAAAGGAUGGUCGAAUUUUGGCGAAAGGGCGGGUUUAUGACGAGGGGAUUCAAUGUGAUUGUUGUGAUCAGUUGUUUUUGUUAAGUAAAUUUGAGGCUCAUGCUGGAAGUACAUAUCAUAGACCAGCAGCCAACAUAUUUCUCGAAGAUGGAAGGUCGAUUGUCGAUUGCCAAACUCAAUUACAACGCGAAAACAAAGUGUUUAUCAAGACUCAAUCGAAAAAGGCGACUGAUAGCGUAUCAUGUAACGACGAUUUCUGCUCGGUUUGCAACGAUGGUGGAGAGUUGGUGUUAUGUGAUUCUUGUACAUCUUCUUUCCAUUCAACCUGCAUUGGGUUGAGCCAAAUCCCGGAUUCGGCUUACUGGUUUUGCCCUUCUUGCUGUUGUAGAAUUUGUCAUGAAGGUCAAAUUAGUAAUUUCACAACGGAAGGUAGCCAUGAUCAUGGACAACUUAAGUGUGGACAAUGUGAGCGUCGAUUCCACAAAGAUUGCGUUAAAAGAUUAGGGUUUUCAGUGUCUAACACCAAUGCUGAUCAAAAUGAAUGGUUAUGUUCGGAGAAUUGUGAACGAAUAUAUUCUACACUUAAAAGUUUUUCAAAAACGGUCAUGUUAGCCACGGACAACCUAAGUUGGAAACUGUUGAAGCUCGAAACCGAUGACAACAAGUACGCCAAAACUUCCAGCAAGUUAAACGUCGCGUUGGACGUAAUGCACGAGUGUUUUCAACCCGUAAAACAUCGUUGGUCGGAUAAUGAUUUGAUUGAAGAUUUGAUCUUUAGUAGAUCUUCUAAACGGUCGAAUUUCAAAGGGUUCUUCACCGCAGUUCUUGAGAGAGGUGAUGAGAUGAUUACGGUGGCUACAUUGCGGGUUCACGGUUGUAAAGUGGCUGAGAUCCCCCUUGUUGCAACAAGAUUUCGGUACCGGAGAUUAGGGAUGUGCCGGGUAUUAAUCGAUGAGAUCGAAAGGAAAAUGAAAGAGUUAGGGGUCGAGAGGCUUGUUUUGCCAGCGGUGCCAGAGAUGGUUAGUACUUGGACUGAGUCGUUUGGGUUCAAAGUGAUGACGGAACUUGAAAGAAUGAAUCUUGUUGAAUAUAAGUUAGUUGAUUUUCCGGGUACCAUAAUAUGUCAUAAAAUCUUGAAGUAAAUGUGGAUAAGUUGAUGUU